UUCACUCCUCAGAUGGCUGCAACAGCUGGAUCUGGGCUGAUCCAGAGCCAAGAGCUACUUCUGGGUCUCCCUUAUGGGAGCAGUGGUCCAAGGACUUGAGCCAUCUUCUACUGCUUUCCCAGGCCAUAGCAGAGAGCUGGAUCGGAAGUGGAGCAGCUGGGACUCAAACUGGCGCUCAUAUGGAUGUUGGCACUGCAGGAGGCAGCUUUACCUGCUACGCCACAGCCUCGGCCCCCAGGGUUGUGUUUUUAUUCUAGAGGCCUCAUGUUAAAAAGUAUUUGUUCAUCACUCAUUCAACAAGUGAUUAUUAAGCACCAACAUGGUAGGCAUUGAGCCAAGGCAGUUCAAAUUCAGAAAGCAUCAUCUAAUGCUAUGAGGAUGCUGCAGUUGUAAAGGUAGCAUCAUAGGGAUGUGACUGACAUUCUCCCUCUCCAGGAAGAUGGACGUGGAGGUAAGUGGACCGAUAGACUUUAGUGCCGGAGAUUAUCAGCAUCUGGUUCGGAAAGCAGCAGACAAGAGCGUCCAGUCCAAAUCUGGCAAGCCCUCCACUUCCAGUUACCCACAAGAAGCUCAGAGGAAUCCACGCUCCAAGACCAACGAGCCAAAGAAUAGCUACGUGGUACAAAUUUCAGAUGACACCAACGCAGAGAGCAGCAACAGGACUUCAUCCAGUCCAUUCUCUGACAGAAACGUCCGCAGAGCUUUCAUUGUGAAAGUGUUCCUCAUCCUGUCAGCUCAGUUGUUAGUCACUGCGUUAAUUAUCAGCCUGUUCCUCUUCUGGCAGGCUCUGAAAACUUGGGUGCUUGAAAACCCCUGGUUCACCUAUGCAAUCUUCCCAGCAUUUUUCGCCGUACUGAUUAUCCUGGCUUGCUGUGGGAACCUGCGCAGGCAGGUGCCUGCCAAUUACAUUCUCCUGGGAUUCUUCACAUUUCUUCAAGGGCUGCUCCUGGGAGCCGUAUCAGUCUAUUAUAAGGCAGAGGAAGUGCUGUGGGCAACAGCAGCGACCACUCUGGUGACAUUAGCGCUCACUUUAUUCGCUCUCCAAACAAAAUGGGAUUUCACUCUGCUCAACGGGGUGCUGUUUGUUUUCCUCUUUGUACUGAUGGCCUACGGGAUCAUCUUAAUCUUCGUCCGAUCGUAUUGGCUGCAUCUGCUGUAUGCUGGACUAGGAACUCUGAUCUUCUCAUUUUACUUGGUGAUGGAUGUGCAGCUGAUGGUGGGGGGGCGCCAUAUUCAUUCCGACCUGGACCCCGAAGAGUAUGUGUUCGCUGCCCUGAACAUCUACCUGGACAUCAUCAACCUUUUCCUCUUCAUUCUGCAACUGAUUGGUCUGGGCCGGUAGUCAUGAGGCCAAGGCUGCUUGUGCUGAGAAGAGGGAAGGAGGGGGCACCUGUGAGGUCCUGCCAGGCUCAGACAUGCAGAGGCGACCACUCAUGAGCCCUUCAGUUUUAAAAAAAUUUAAGAAUUCUUAUUUUUCUGUCAAAGACACCAAGUGUUCAGUAGAUGGUAGCUAUAACUGUUGUAUUUUUAAUUCCGUUGUCACAUAGCAAGACUUUCUGAUGUCUCCAAUUUCCAGGAUGUACACCGUAAUCAUAUUCUCAUAAACAUUUGUAAGAUGCUCAUUAGUUUGUUAAAGUUUUCUAGGCACUAGUGGAAACUGUAAACGUGAAUAAAGUGGGUUAAAAAACCUA
Oryctolagus cuniculus (rabbit) is the source of this 1691-nucleotide messenger RNA. NCBI's taxonomy places the organism in Eukaryota, Metazoa, Chordata, Mammalia, Lagomorpha, Leporidae. The record is from RefSeq and is a predicted model, not a curated record.